UUUGCUACCAGGCGGAUGUUUCCUGCAUUCAAAGUGAGGAUGUCUGGACUCGACAAAAAGGCCAAGUAUAUUAUGUUAAUGGAUAUCGUUGCAUCUGACGAGUGUCGCUACAAAUUUCAUAAUCGGCGGUGGGUAGUGGCCGGCAAAGCUGACCCCGAGAUGCCGAAAGGAAUGUACAUCCAUCCAGACUCUCCAAGCACGGGGGAACAGUGGAUGCAGAAAGUGGUGUCCUUCCACAAACUGAAACUGACCAACAAUAUUUCGGAUAAACAUGGAUACUCCAUUCUGAACUCCAUGCACAAAUACCAGCCCAGGUUUCACCUUGUACGUGCUAACGACAUCUUGAAGCUGCCGUACAGUACGUUCCGUACGUACGUCUUUAAAGAGACCGAGUUUAUUGCCGUAACAGCUUAUCAAAACGAAAAGGUCAGUGAUGUAUAG
Molecule: messenger RNA, 441 nt
Organism: Limulus polyphemus (Atlantic horseshoe crab)
Lineage: Eukaryota; Metazoa; Arthropoda; Merostomata; Xiphosura; Limulidae
Product: T-box transcription factor TBX3-like
Exons: 2
Biological process (GO): positive regulation of DNA-templated transcription; cell fate specification; regulation of transcription by RNA polymerase II
Cellular component (GO): nucleus
Molecular function (GO): DNA-binding transcription factor activity, RNA polymerase II-specific; RNA polymerase II cis-regulatory region sequence-specific DNA binding
Source: RefSeq, a predicted model, not a curated record